AUGACUAUCCUGCUUUUCCCCAGUGCUAAACACGACAACGCUAGUCCAAACGCCCACCCUGAAGACAAGGGCCAUCAUCACAACAACAAGAAGGACUGCGCCAUCGAGCACUUGAAGGCGCGUCUCAACGACGCCUCUGCUGCCGCCUGCAGCUAUCUGCACGCCUUCGUCCUCAAGGCCCAGGACGUGGCCAGAGUGUGCCUUCUAGAACUGCAAAACCCGGUUGUCCUGGUCAACCUGGUGCUGCACUCCUCCGUGCUGUGCUACCUGUGUAACGGCUACGCAAACCACAACGUGCGGUUUUUGAAGGGCAAGCCCAACUCCACCGUCUUGACCACAACCGCCGGCGCCCUGGGGCUGUUGACCCUAGACGGCCUGAUCUCCAAGAAAUACUAUUCCAGAUUCGACAAGAAGUAA
Messenger RNA from Saccharomyces eubayanus, 417 nucleotides. It is a transcript of the gene OM14, whose product is annotated as Om14p. NCBI's taxonomy places the organism in Eukaryota, Fungi, Ascomycota, Saccharomycetes, Saccharomycetales, Saccharomycetaceae. Gene Ontology annotation, cellular component: mitochondrial outer membrane. The transcript has a single exon. Bases 1 to 417 code for a protein of 138 amino acids. Gene Ontology annotation, molecular function: nascent polypeptide-associated complex binding. The record is from RefSeq and is a predicted model, not a curated record.